AUGAUUCGUUGUUCAUGGAUAAUCUUGCUAUUCUUCAUUUAUACAGUUAUAUCACUUCCAGAUCAAUCUCAAUCAUGUGUAACAAAUGAAAAGAUUCCUUUUACUGGUUAUAAAGUAGAGUAUCAAUUAAAUCUCUACAGUUUUAAAGGUGAUUACCAUUUACUUUAUUGUAAUGAUAACAAACUUCUUUAUGAUAGAAAUCUAAAUGAAACAAUUCCAUGGACUAUGCCAAUUAAUUUUAGUAGUUCAUCAACUGAACAUUCUAACACAUUCAUUCUAGCAAGAAGAAAAUCGUUUGCCUUGAGAAGUUUACCUAUUUUCAUGCCCAAUACUUUAGUAGGUUCAUUAUAUUAUGGUGAAGAUUUGGAUAAUAUACAAUUUAAACCUUUAAACACAUCAUCAGUAUUAAAAAGUAUCCCCUUGAUGGCAUCAAAUAUAUUUAGAAAUUGGGUUGAAAUGAAUUAUAAAUUAAAUUUAAUUUAUCAUAUUCCAAUAUUGACUACUCCAAGUGUUGACUCUAAAAGAUUCAAUUUUGGUUUUUUUGAAAGUAAUAAAGUUGAAAACAAUUGGGAUAAGUAUAUAUCCAUCAAAGAAGAUUAUAGUUAUAAAUAUGAUUCUAGAGUGGUUAUUCGACAAGCCGUCGAUAAAACAUUUGAUCAUGUGAAUUUUUUGAUCAACGGAAGUAAGUUACUAAAAUGGAAAUUUGAUAAAUCAAACAUCAAAAAGGAUAACGUCGGUGCAAAGCUUUGGUGGAAAGUCAUUUUGUUAUCAAAAGUGUUCAAAGAGGAUGUUUUUGAAAAUAUGGUUAAAAAGAUCGAUGCAGCUUUUAGAUAUUAG
Candida tropicalis MYA-3404 is the source of this 837-nucleotide messenger RNA. RefSeq lists its product as uncharacterized. Bases 1 to 837 code for a protein of 278 amino acids. The record is from RefSeq and is a predicted model, not a curated record. The transcript has a single exon. NCBI's taxonomy places the organism in Eukaryota, Fungi, Ascomycota, Pichiomycetes, Serinales, Debaryomycetaceae.